Messenger RNA from Bemisia tabaci, 2952 nucleotides. Its product is annotated as eukaryotic initiation factor 4A-III. Gene Ontology annotation, molecular function: ATP binding; RNA helicase activity; nucleic acid binding. The record is from RefSeq and is a predicted model, not a curated record. NCBI's taxonomy places the organism in Eukaryota, Metazoa, Arthropoda, Insecta, Hemiptera, Aleyrodidae.
CUCUGUUCUGUGAAAUACUGAAAUUGCAAGCGUGCCGUUGUACUUCAGCCGUGCCGUGUCUUGAGCUCAGAAGCUUGCCGUGAAGUUCUUUAAUUUAUUUUCAUUGCUAUUGAAAAAUGGCGAGAAAAGUGAUACCAGAGGAUCUUUCCCAUGUGGAAUUUGAAACCAGUGAAGAUGUUGAAGUUAUUUCAACUUUCGAUUCCAUGGGACUGAGGGAGGACCUGCUGAGAGGAAUUUAUGCUUACGGAUUCGAAAAACCCUCAGCCAUUCAACAGCGUGCCAUCAAGCCUAUAGUCAAAGGUCGUGAUGUAAUUGCACAAGCCCAAUCUGGUACUGGGAAAACAGCUACAUUUUCCAUUUCCAUUUUGCAAGCUCUCGACACAACUCUCAGAGAUACACAAGUCCUGUGUUUGUCACCUACCAGAGAACUUGCUGUCCAAAUUCAAAAAGCACUUCUUGCUCUUGGAGACUACAUGAAUGUUCAAGUUCAUGCUUGCAUCGGAGGAACCAGUUUAGGAGAGGACUUGCGAAAAUUGGACUAUGGUCAACAUGUCGUGUCUGGCACACCUGGUCGUGUGUUCGAUAUGAUUCGACGUAGAGUUUUACGAACUCGUUCAAUAAAGAUGCUUGUGUUAGACGAAGCUGAUGAAAUGCUGAACAAAGGAUUCAAAGAACAAAUAUAUGAUGUGUACCGUUAUUUACCUCCUGCCACCCAAGUUGUUUUAAUAUCUGCUACUUUACCCCAUGAAAUUUUAGAAAUGACCAGUAAAUUUAUGACUGACCCCAUCCGAAUUCUUGUAAAACGUGAUGAGUUGACUCUCGAAGGUAUCAAACAGUUCUUUGUUGCUGUUGAAAGAGAAGAAUGGAAAUUUGACACACUUUGCGAUUUAUAUGAUACUUUGACCAUCACUCAGGCUGUCAUUUUCUGCAAUACAAAACGGAAGGUUGACUGGCUCACUGAGAAAAUGCGAGAAGCAAAUUUCACAGUAAAUUCAAUGCACGGAGACAUGCCUCAAAAAGAAAGAGAUACAAUCAUGAAAGACUUUAGGGCUGGCCAAAGUCGAGUUCUGAUCACAACUGAUGUAUGGGCCAGAGGUAUUGACGUUCAACAAGUAUCGCUUGUCAUAAACUAUGAUCUCCCAAACAAUCGAGAAUUAUACAUUCACAGGAUUGGUCGAUCUGGUCGGUUCGGAAGGAAGGGUGUUGCCAUUAAUUUUGUGAAAAGUGAUGACAUUAGAAUAUUAAGAGAUAUUGAGCAGUAUUAUUCAACUCAAAUUGAUGAAAUGCCAAUGAAUGUUGCUGAUUUGAUUUAAGCCCCCAGGGAAAGAAAGCUGGUAUUCAGAACUUGCCUGCAGCAAUUCACUGUGGAUGAAACCUUUUGUGUAUCAAUGCGUGAAAUGCACUGUUUUUUCUUCCUCAUUUUCAUGGUAUUUUUAUGUCAGUUAACAUUAUUUCAUGCCCAUCAAUUCUGUUUUUUAAUAAUGAUCGGCCAGAUUUACUGGGAUUUUUAUCAUCCAACUGUUAAAAAUUUUGAUGUUUCUCAAUUUUAUCUAUUUUGAUUAACGUUCAGGUUUUCCACCAAAACCUGUUUUUCACCAGAACUCUUAUCACAGUAAAAAAUGCUAUGAAAUAUAAAAAUUUUCUAUAAUACCACUCCCUUGUCGAGGGCAUGAAAUGUCUUUAUCCAUAUUAAGUAAUGUCUUGAUAAAAUCUAUUAACAUUUUUCAAUAUCCUAUCCAUUGACUAUAACUUAAAUUAUCUCUGACUAGUCACAUUUCAUUAUAAUCAGGGAUGGCGAAAGUCACGUCCGGUCCAAGUCUGUCAUUGACAAACAUGGAAGCAGCCCUUAAAAGAUGGUGGCAGCCCAUGCUCAGACGCAAACAAGUUCCCUAAUCUAUAAAUCAAAUCAGCUCAUUGAGAGCUAAAAGAAGGGGAAGCCGGCAGCAUGAGAUUUAUUCUCCAUUCACUUAAUGGAACUUUUCCAGCCUGCCCUCUGUAAUUUGACUUGUGCACCCAUUAAGUAUGCAGGCAGUAUUAAUCAACAGUACCUUUUUUUUUAAAAAAAAGAAAAGGAAAAAAAAACGGUGAAGAAAGUACUGAAGUACUGGAAGAUACAAUAGGGGCAAUCAUUUGCAAUUAGUGUGUAGCCUACAGAAAGAUGUGAACAGUUACUGACAUGGUAAUAGCAUUGUGGCGGUUGCAUCAGUGAUUCCUCAGACUUUGAAUCUCUGUUAAUGGAGAAAAAGAGACAAGGGAAUAGCGAGCAAUGAGUUUAACUUCUAUGUGCUUCACCAUUCCUAUUCAAACAUGCAGGUGUGCUAGCAAAGGAAUUUUACAUAUUUCUUGACAGCGUGCCUGUGAACGCAGGAGUCGCAUUAGAAACACUCAUUUCCUAAAUAACAUGUUGGACCCAGACCCAAUACAAAAUUUCAUAUUUUUUUUAGCAUUUAUAAGACGUUUUAACGCCUUUUUAUUUUAACACUUUCAUUGAAUUUUUAUUUAUUUCUUCUCAUUUUUUUGGAGAGUGGACUGUUGGUAAAUCUUCAGAUUCUGAAAAUAAUUUUUUGAAAAAAAAAGUUCAAUGUAAGUUUAAUAAGUUUUUGGUCAAGUCAAGAUAAGGUAAUAUAUUCUGGCCGGACUCCUUACCCCUUCAAAUUUAAGAGGUUUUUGGGCUUUCGUGCUGUUAAUUUGUGCUUUUUUUGUUAUUAGUCAAUGAUGAAGUAAUAAAUUGAAAACAUAUUAUUUCUUCAGUUUCCAUACAUUUUUUUACACAAAUAUUAUUAAGUGAAUUGGGGGAAAUCAUCUUUUCAUUUCAUGAAUACAACCUUACUCAUUGUCUCAAGUUUAUAAUGGUCUCAGUUCUCCUUAGUUGUCAAAAUUGCCAACCAAGCUGUAAAUAUUCACCUUUUUUUUAAAUUUUUGUGUUAAAAUAAAGUGCUCAGUCCAUCUCAA